Molecule: messenger RNA, 1665 nt
Organism: Drosophila nasuta
Lineage: Eukaryota; Metazoa; Arthropoda; Insecta; Diptera; Drosophilidae
Gene: grim
Product: cell death protein Grim
Exons: 1
Coding region: 261-686 (141 amino acids)
Source: RefSeq, a predicted model, not a curated record
CAGUACAAGCAGAACCUUAGCAACGGCAACACAACCCAGCUCGCACAGCAAAAUAAUUCUCGAUUGUUUUGACGAGUGUGCAAAGUUACGUUUUUGGCGCCAAACAAAAGAAACAUUUACGAAAUUAUUUAUUCAAAUAAUUUUCUGAAUUUAAAUAAAAAAUUAAAUAAAUUAAAAAGUGUUAAAAUAUAUCAAGUGCAUAAAGUGAAAUCAUUUUGCAAAAUAAAGUGAACUUUUAAAAAUUUGCAAAAUCAAAGACAAUGGCAAUCGCUUACUUUAUACCCGAUCAGGCUCAAUUGUUGGCCAGAGGUCGCCAACAAGCUGCUGCAAAUACAACAAGUUCUUCAGCGAACAAUUCUCCACACAAUCAACAGCAACAGCAGCGACCACAACAACAGCAGCAGCAACGUGGCGGCAAUUCACAAUUUCGCGCCAACAUUUCGGUGCCUUUGGGUCGCGAACAAGGCGCCAUGACGAUGUCGGAGUUCGGCUGUUGGGAGCUGUUGGCCCAAAUCUUUUGCUAUGCCUUGCGACUCUACAGCUACAAUCCUGCACAGCGUCGUCCAACCGUUAUCCAGAUAUCCUUUGAGAUCAGCAGCGGUGCCAGCAAUCAGGAAGCAGAAGCGGAAACGGAAGUCAAUGCUGCUGAUGGAGAUGUGACUGAUGCGAGCUCGAAACAGCAAUAGAUUGGACAAGAAGAUAAAACACUACUAUAUACUACAGAACACUCAACACUGACGAUUGUACAGUUUAUUUUUUGGUGGAGGCUCAAUCAAAGCGCAUUGUGAUUUUUGGGGAGAAGAUGGAAGAUGGAAAAGUGCUAACGAAAUGUAUUUUAUAAUUGAUUUUUGAGAAAAUUCAAAAUUUGUCAACGAUUUGCUGAAAGUGAUAUAUGAAGAUUGUUCGUACUGUUUUGGUGUCAAAUUUUUCUAGUAUUUUUUAAAAACGAGAGAGAGAAAGAUAAAGAGCGAUGAGUACAUUUUGUAAGGCCUAAGUUUUGAGAUGUGUAAAAGGUUUCGGGUUGUAAAGUUGGUUCAAAUUCGAGGCGUCGCUUCAAGACUUAUUUCAAUACUAUAUCGUACACCUAAUCUAGCAUCAGUGUCUACAUUAAACAAAAAAAUACAUUCAAACAGUCAAAAUCACACUAUCAUACAUUUAUAUAACUGCCACAUACGAAUUACUAACUAUAUUCAAUAUACAAUAUAUAUAUGUCAAAUUUUAGCAUUUCAAUUAGCGUAAAUAAAAAAUGCAAUUCAAACUUAUUCAAACUGAAAACUUGGUUAAAACUGGAAAGAUGCAACAAAUGUAACAAAUGAAAAAUACAACAAAGACAACAACUACAUUGUACAAAAUAGUAUUAAGCAGACGAUUUUUAUAUAUACACACAACUACAAAAUAAAUGUCAAUAAAACUGCAACAAAAUACAAAAAAAAUAUAUAAAAGGAAAGAAACCGCCGAACCAAAAUGAAAGACAACCCAAAUACAAAAUAAACAACAAACAUAAAUGUCCGAAAAGCAAAACAAUUUUUAAGCAAUUUUUGAUAAACAAAAACAAAUAUCUAUGCAUAUUUUAUGAUUAUUAUUGAUUUUAGCAAAAUUAAUCUACUAUAUUAUUUAUGUUUCAUAUUUUGACAUUAUUCGUAAACCGAUGGAAAACAUACUGAA